AAUACUUCUACAUUAAGUUAUAGUAUAAGUAGCUCUUGAAUAUUAAUAUUUUAUUUUAAUAAGACAAAAAAUGAUUCUAAUAAAAAUUAUAUCAUUAAUAAACAUUAAUUUAACGCUUGGAUUAUCCUUUAAUAAUUUGCAGUGUAAUUUUUCGAAGUAUUGGUUAAAUUACUUUAAUCAUAACAAACAAUAUUUAAAUGAAAUCAGUGAGAACAUAGAAUUGUAUGACGUGCAUAGUUUAUGCAAAUAUGGCGACGCAAUAAAAACUCAUGGCGAACUCGUACUAGUAAUGUUAGAUGUUUUAAGGGAAGCUGAUAAAAAAUUAUAUUCGAAGGAAUUGAUGUCAUUAAAUUUAUACUUAAAUAACGUAUCCGAUGACCAAGAAGAAUCGUCGAAAUUCUAUGAAAAUAUUAUUUCUGUUGGUAAAAUAAUAAUUGAAUGUUUUCAAAAUUUUGUCAAUAUGAACCUCUUUGGUGACGGUCCAACAAAUUUUUUUUUUACAUUAUCAAAAAAAACAUCGACAUGCCUUAGUCAUUUUAUUCACAAAAAUAAAACAGAUCUUACAUUAUCAUCUAUCGAUUUCAAAAAUUCAUUAGAAUCAUUUUUUUAUAAUAACAAAAUUGAAAUGUAUGUGUUAAAUGCAUACUUCGAAAAGAAUUUUAUUGAUGAUUGCUUUAAUAAAUUGGUUGUGAAUCUGCAAGAAGUACAAGAAUAUCUAACAGAAUUAGAAAAACAUAAAAAAUUGUUUGAAGUCACCAAAAAUACAUUUAAUAUUACUCAUAUAUUAAAUGUAGAACAUACAUUUAUUUUUAAUACACGUAUAAUAGGUAAGUUUUUA
Messenger RNA from Daktulosphaira vitifoliae (grape phylloxera), 838 nucleotides. RefSeq lists its product as uncharacterized. The annotation marks the transcript as partial. The transcript has 2 exons. The record is from RefSeq and is a predicted model, not a curated record. Lineage: Eukaryota; Metazoa; Arthropoda; Insecta; Hemiptera; Phylloxeridae.